Gaeumannomyces tritici R3-111a-1 is the source of this 312-nucleotide messenger RNA. RefSeq lists its product as hypothetical. The record is from RefSeq and is a predicted model, not a curated record. The transcript has a single exon. NCBI's taxonomy places the organism in Eukaryota, Fungi, Ascomycota, Sordariomycetes, Magnaporthales, Magnaporthaceae. Bases 1 to 312 code for a protein of 103 amino acids. Gene Ontology annotation, molecular function: oxidoreductase activity, acting on NAD(P)H.
AUGACGGCCGACUCCCUGACGUUGUCGAGCUCCUGGACAGACGUUGAGGAGCCCACCACGGCCCCCAAGUUCGUUCUCGUCUACGGGGGUUCGACCGCCAGUGGCACUUUUGCCAUCCAGCUGCUCAAGCCGUCGGGCUACCGGGUUAUCACGACGUUCUCCCCCAACAACUUCGAGCUGGUGCAGGAGUGCGGUGCCGAAAGGGCGUUUAAUUAUUACUCGCCAACGUAUAGCGAGGAAAUCCGGGCGUACACCAAGAAUUUGCUAGAAUAUGCGCUGGACAUUAUUACGGAAGCGCGUACAAUUCGCUAG